Messenger RNA from Penaeus indicus, 1503 nucleotides. Its product is annotated as triple QxxK/R motif-containing protein-like. Gene Ontology annotation, cellular component: endoplasmic reticulum membrane. NCBI's taxonomy places the organism in Eukaryota, Metazoa, Arthropoda, Malacostraca, Decapoda, Penaeidae. The record is from RefSeq and is a predicted model, not a curated record. Bases 86 to 328 code for a protein of 80 amino acids. The transcript is spliced from 4 exons.
GCUCGAGGGGACGUGUCAAAGAUCGCAGUGUCAAGAGGAUCAAGUUCAUGACAGUGGCAUUUUCUGCUUUUAUUGUCAGUUAGAGAUGGGUCGUAAAGAUGUUCAUACGCACAGUCUUCCUGUUGACAAAUAUAGGAAGCAAAUUGGAACUCAGUACAAAAAGAAAACCAAUGUUGAUGCCAAGGUGCUGAAGAAGAAUACGGAGAUGAAAAGCAACUCUCCAAAGCUUUAUCAAGAUAUUAAAGUUGUACUGAGUGGCUUUGCUGGAAUGGUCCUUCUGAGCUACUUGCUACUGUACCUGUGGCUUGUUAACAAGAAAGUGGAGUAAACACUGUCAUAUGAAUUGUUAUACAACACAUUAUGCACAUAGAGCAAUUGUUAACUUUUAUAAUAAGCAAGAUUUUCAGUGCUCAAUAUAUAAUGCAUACUUGUGGAGUUGAUGUAUAGCAAUAUUCACUGUAUUUAAUACUGAGUAGAACAGUUUUACCAAAGUAUAAAAUACCUUUGAACUAUGCAGGAUAGAGAAUUGGGUGCAAAUAGGUUUAAAAGUAUUUGGAACAUUUAUAAUGUAGGGAAGUAAAUUUUACAUAUUCUUAAUCCACAGCAUAGCAAUAAUAACCUUUGGAAACUAAUACAUUCAAUAUUUUACACACUACUGAUAGUUCAAAUGAUGAUAUUAGUGGUUCUGUUUGGGUACUUUUUUGAUGUAGGAAUUAUCUGGUGCUUAUUUAAUACUAGUCUUUAUGGGCAUAUUAUGUAGUUUUUAUGUGUUGACAUUCUCUUGGUAUAAUUAAAUAAAGAGCAGAUGAAUGUCUGCAAAUGGAGAUAGAUAUCUUAAUCAUUUAUUUAAAAAAAUACAUAAUGACUAACAUAAUUUUUAUGAUAAAACAGAACCUUUCAAAUGGCUUUCUACUUUUUAGUCAGUCUAAUACCAAAGCUUUUUUAUUUAUUCUGAUGUUUGUCUUGGGCAACUGUAUUUCAAAGGCAGCGGAAAUUUUUGCAAAGAGGUUUGCUGUAAUGUUUUAUUUUUUAUUAUUUAUGAAAAAAAAAAAAUUAUAUUCUAAUUCAAGGAUAAUAAUAUGCAAGAUAUCUGAUUCUUAUUUAGAUUAAACUAUAUCACUAUAUUAAUUUUGAAUUUUAUUGUACUGAAGAUAAAUAUGUCUUUGUUAGAACCAAUGUUGUGACACUAGUUGAUUUGGUAAAGGGAAAUUUUAUUUUGUUACAUUUUAUCUGUAAAGUAUGUUUUCGUAAAAGUAGUAUUUUUGGUAUAAAUAUAUUUAGUUUAUAAGUAAUGGUAAAUUAUAAAACACAAAGCAGUAAAUUACCAUUGUUAUAUUCUUUGUUAUUCCGAUGUGGAAUCUGAAUAGUAGUGAGACUUUGGGAACAAAUAUUUUUGUGAUAAAAAGGAUUAUGCACAAAUAUAAUAUGUAAGGUACAUUUUCUACGGGAAAGAUUUACCACUGAAGUUUUUUUUUUAUAUUAUGCAAUAAAUAAUAAAUUAUA